GAGAAUUCAGAAGAGAGGCAGGGUGGAGCUAGCUAGGAAGCAACAGGGAUUUAAAUGCUGCUGUUCAUGGCAGUAAUGAAAACCAUCACCUCCUCUUCACCUCAACGAGCAUCAUCGGCAACCUCCACAAGACAUCAUCAUCAUUAUAUAACGCAAACGGGAGUUGCACCACCGCUCCACAAAUACCCAGGCAGGCACACCGUCGAGGUGGCCUGGCUCCAUUCCAGUCCAGCAGCACCACAGGAACCACCACAAGCACAUGCGCGCAAGAGUGGCCGCGGUCUCCUACUCUCCUCCCCGUAGCUCCACAUCCACAGUGCAUGCAUACACGAGCUAGCUAGCUAGCUAAGCUAGUACUGAUCUCGGUUCCGUGCGCCGUGCGGCAGUGAUCAGUGGUUAAUUUUACUUUGUUGGAAGAUGAGCAGGAACAACGGCAAGGUCGGGUCCAAGCUGCAGGAGCUGCGGCUGAGCCUGUCGCGGUCGCGCGGGGGCGCUGGGGGCUCGUCGGGGGCGACGACCCACCACCACGGCGGCGGCGGGGGCUCGCCCAGGAGGCUCUCGUCGUCGUCGUCCUCGACCGCUUCUCCGCCGAGCUCGUGCGUGUCGUCGGAGGGCAGCCCCGAGGCGGGGGCAGGCGGCGCCGGCGCGCCCAUGAUCCUGGCGGGGUGCCCCCGCUGCAUGAUGUACGUGAUGCUGUCGCGGGAGGACCCCCGGUGCCCCAAGUGCUACAGCACCGUGCUCCUCGACUUCAACGACGCCCCCGCCGAUCCGCGCCACGCCGGCGCCAAGGGCAAGGGCGGCAAGCGAGGCUGACGGGAGAGCUAGCGUCGCCGGCAGGCGCAUGCCCUUGCAUGGCUAGCAACUGCCGUCCGUCGUGUCCAUUACGUACGUGGGUGCUCCUUGUGUCCGUGUGUGUUCGAGUUCGAGUUGAUCAGAAAGGAAUUAUUGCGUAGACCCGUUCUUCCAUGGGCCAGCCAUAUGAUGAGAAGCUAAAAGC
Molecule: messenger RNA, 997 nt
Organism: Zea mays
Lineage: Eukaryota; Viridiplantae; Streptophyta; Magnoliopsida; Poales; Poaceae
Exons: 1
Coding region: 418-813 (131 amino acids)
Source: RefSeq, marked validated